Miscanthus lutarioriparius is the source of this 1317-nucleotide messenger RNA. The record is from the annotation of a GenBank genome assembly. NCBI's taxonomy places the organism in Eukaryota, Viridiplantae, Streptophyta, Magnoliopsida, Poales, Poaceae.
AUGACGACGCCUCGCCAACAUGCGGCGUCGUCGCCGCUCGCCGUGGUCACGCUGCUUUUGCUACUGCUGCUGCUCGACGCUCCCGCCGCCGCGCAGCAGAGCCCGUCGCGGGACAAGGAUAACGGUGACGGCGGAGGUGGCAUGCCGGGCCAGGCGCCCAGCUUCAGCGCUCCCAUGGUCGUGCUGCUGGUGGCGCUCAUCGCGGCCUUCGUCUUCAUCGGCUUCUUCUCCGUGUACAUGCGGCGGUGCGGGCGCGGCGCCUCGGCGGGGCCCGGGAUCCCGGCCGCCGCGCUGCUCGUUCUGUCGCGGGAGGAGCAGCGGAACCAGCAGCAGCAGCGCGGGCUCGACCCCGCCGUGGUCGCGUCGUUCCCGACGAUGAGGUACGCCGACGCGAAAGCUCUCCGGGUCGGCGGCGGCAAGGACGCCGCGCUCGAGUGCGCCGUCUGCCUCAGCGAGUUCGAGGACGACGAGGAGCUCCGGCUGCUGCCCAGCUGCAGCCACGCCUUCCACCCGGACUGCAUCAGCGAGUGGCUCGCCGGCCACGUGACGUGCCCCGUCUGCCGGUGCAACCUGGAUCCCGAGGAGCCCGCCGCGGCUGAGGCUGCCAGCUCCGGUGAGGCGACGGGGGAGGCGCAGCAGCAGCAGCAGGAUCAGGUGGCCAUCGACGUGAGCCACGAUGGCGCCGAGGAGGAGGACAGGAGACGCCGGGAGGUGGCGAUGGAGCUGGAGCGGAUCGGGAGCCAGCGCCGCGCGGUGCGGUCCCGGUCGGGGCGGCCGGCGGCGCCGCCCGUGCCCGUCCCGCGGUCGCACUCGACAGGCCACUCCCUCGCCACGCGCCUCAACGGCGACCUGGAGCGGUUCACGCUUCGGCUGCCGGAGCACGUGCGCAGGGAGAUGGUCGCCGCGGCCGGCGAGGAGAGCCUGCGCCGCACGGGGGCGCGUGAGCGUGACGCCCGCGGGAACGGCGGCGCCAGGAGCGCGCGGCUCGGGAGGUCGGACCGGUGGCCGUCGUUCAUCACCCGGACCCUCUCCUCGCGGGUCCCGUUCUGGUCCGCGUCGUCGAGGAGGGCGCCCGACCUGGAGGCGGCGGCCGUGGCAGCGGGGACGACGGGAGGGUCCACGAGAACCAGGCGUGAAAAGACGGGCGGCGCGUCGGAAGGCUCGGUGACCCCAGCUAAAGGCAGCGUGCGCUUCGACUGCCUCAGCGGCGUCGCCCCCGCCGUGACGGGCGCCAGAGUCGGCGCCGCGGCCGGCGACAGCGAGACGGAGGACGACGACGAGGAGGAGAAGGCGAUCGCCCGGCAGCGGCAGGCUUGA